CCAAACUCUUUUCUUAUUUUCUCUUGAUCAUUCAAAUUCAUAUUAAACAUGGGUGAUGAAGCACAGGAUCAGGCUGAGCGUAACCGCAUUUUCAAGCGAUUCGACUUGAAUGGAGAUGGCAAAAUCUCUUCAGCAGAGCUUGGAGAUUGCUUGAAAACUCUCGGCUCCGUCACGGCCGACGAGGUUAAACGUAUGAUGGCGGAGAUUGAUACGGAUGGUGAUGGUUUCAUUUCAUUUGAUGAGUUCACUGAGUUUGCUAAAGCUAACCGUGGAUUGAUGAAAGAUGUUGCUAAGGUUUUUUAAAUUUUAAAUUUUGUUUUUGUUUUCAUGAUUGUGAAAGAAGUACCAAUUGGGAUUUUUGAUUGUGACAGGUUUGUUUUGGUAGUUAAAAUGUAACUACUUGUCUCCUAGUUGUCUCUAUAUUUCUUUGUAUCAAUGUUAAAUUAAAUUUCUUGAGCAAUUCAAUUUGAUUUUGUAACCAAAGAAAGUGAUCAUAUAGAAAUAAAAUGAUAGUCCAUAUUA
Messenger RNA from Mercurialis annua (annual mercury), 522 nucleotides. RefSeq names its product polcalcin Che a 3-like. Gene Ontology annotation, molecular function: calcium ion binding. The transcript has a single exon. Lineage: Eukaryota; Viridiplantae; Streptophyta; Magnoliopsida; Malpighiales; Euphorbiaceae. The coding region runs from base 49 to 303 and encodes 84 amino acids. The record is from RefSeq and is a predicted model, not a curated record.